Molecule: messenger RNA, 2709 nt
Organism: Penicillium egyptiacum
Lineage: Eukaryota; Fungi; Ascomycota; Eurotiomycetes; Eurotiales; Aspergillaceae
Source: the annotation of a GenBank genome assembly
AUGCCUUCCUCCCGGAAACCCAAAGUCCAAAUUCUACUCUCCGUGGAUUUCGAUGCCGUCUCAGGCUUUCUAGGGACUGGUGCUUCGGCUACAACCAACCUGGCCGAUUACAGCAGUGGCUUUUUUGCAGCUCAAGUCGGAGUGCCACGGUUAUUGCGCCUCUUUAAGAAACAUGGAAUUAGUUCCUCGGUGACUUGGUUUGUGCCAGGUCAUUCAAUGGAAUCAUUCCCAGAAGAGACCACAGCAAUUGUUCAGUCCGGCGCCGAAAUCGGUUGUCAUGGAUAUGCGCACGAGGGCUCCUGUCAAAUGACUGAAUCACAGGAGAGAGAGGUCAUCGCCAAAUGUGUGCAGCUGGCGACCGACUUGACCGGAAAGAAACCUCGAGGAUGGAGGGCGCCUUUAUACCAGUUGCGAACACACACCAUUCAAGUUCUGGAAGAGUUUGGAUUUUUAUACGAUUCCUCUCUGACUCAUCAUGAUUCGUCGUUGUACUUUGUCCCUCGAAUGUCGGAGCCCAAGGCCAUUGACUUUUCGCCUUCAAAAUCUGCUUCUACUUGGAUGAAGCCCCUCCCUGCCCCCGCAGCUAGGACUCCCCAAACUCUGGUGGAAAUUCCGUGCAAUUGGUAUAUGGAGGACAUGACGCCCAUGCAAUACCUCCCAGGUUUGGAAAAUUCACAUGGGUUCGUCAGUCCGAUCACUAUUGAGCAGAAUUGGAAAUCGCGAUUUGAGUUCCUCUACAGUGAGGCCCUUGAAAAAUCCAUCGAGGAAGAUUCUCAGCAAGGCUUUGUUUUCCCUUUGGUCCUGCACCCAGAUACCAGUGGAAUGGCUCAUGUGGUUGGGAUGAUUGACCGAAUGAUUUCGUGGCUCAAACAGCAAGAGGUUGAAUUUGUGACAUUUGGCGAGUGGAUUUGGUGGGGCUUAUCCGCCACUCCCAAUUUUCUUCUCUUCAACCAUCUCAUAUCUUCCAAGGUUUGGCCCAGGUCCAUACCAUGUGAAAGUUUAUAUAUCCAAGGAGCUCGUAUGCCACGAAGAAAAGCUGCAGACCGCACAGGUCCGGUGAAGACUCGAUCUCGCGAUGGUUGCAAAGAAUGCCGGGCGAGUCGUGUCCGAUGUGACACCGAAAAGCCUCUUUGCACGCGUUGCCGGGAGAAAGGAUUGCCAUGCACGAAGAAUCUGGUUUUAAAAUGGGAAUCUGAAUUCAUCAGUCGUGGAGUGGCUUUUGGGCGUGCGGGUGUUUGGACUAAAACUGGCGCAAAUCAACCUACACACGGCUCGCUUUCUUCGGAAAUGCACGAGUGGUGCCCAGUGCCGACUAUUAGCUCCUGGGGUUUCAUAAACAGCGGUGUGUCGACAUUCGCACACCCAGAUGAAGUGAACGUUGACUUCGAUGAGUUGAAUGCAUUAAUUUCAGUUGCUGAAAGCUCAAACUCACAAAUAUGGUCCUGGUUACGACAUUUCCCACAUCUCAGCGAGCUUACCGCAAUUUUCAACCCAAGUCUCCCGCCGUCUCUUGCGCUGUUUCCUGAGCUAUCCAAAUCUGGGCACGGGGAGCUAUUUGAUUACUAUCUCCAACAAGUAUGCCCUCGCACAACCGCCAGCUCCACAUUUUCUUCGCCGUUUGCCUCUGUGAUUCUGCCGUUCUGCCUAUCGGCUUCUCCCACGCUUUUCAAGGCCAUUCAAGCAUUGGGGGCAUGUCACUGGUCAAGGCUCAAUCCAACCUACGGUGCAAUCGGCCUGCGUUAUAAAUCAGAGGCUUUGAGGGACCUUCGUCAGCGUCUUUCGUCGGAGGGAAGUUUGACAUGCUCCAUGGACCCCGAAGUACUGGUUAUCAUGAUCAUGCUAUGCCUAUACGAGAUAGUGGACAAGUGUGAUCAACAAUGGACCAUCCAUCUCAAAGGCGCCAACGAUUUAAUCCGACUGCGAAGAAAACAGCAAAUGACAUUAUCACAGCCAACGGCCCCAUCGGAUCCUGUGACGAGCUUUGCAGAGCAAUUCUUUGCCUUUCAGGAUGUCAUGGGUCGAACUGCUUGUGCCAAAGAGGUCUUGUUUGGUACCGACUACUGGAAGCCGGACGAACGCAACAUCGAUCUUUGGAUGGGAUGCAGUCCUGAAUUGGUCUCAAUCCUGGCCAAGAUCACAGAUAUGAGUCGAACAAGGAGACAAAAUACGUCUGAUGCAGACAAAGCAUCGUUCUCACUACGCGCGGCGUCUCUUGAGCGCCAACUAGAGAACCUAGUCCAAGAGGUGGGUGAGGGCGAUGAUGAAAUUCUCGCACUGGUUGCAGAUGCUAAGCGGUUGGCUGCAAUGCUUUACUUACAUUGUGCUCUGUAUGGAGCUGGUCCCACCACACCUUUGGUGAAGAAUUAUGUGCGCCAGAUUCUGCGACUCGUAUCGAACCUUCUUGACCGUAAAGCGCUGGUCAAUGUGACAUGGCCAGUCUUUGUGGCAGCUGUUGAGCUUGACCCAUCUGAUGAUGAGCUCUUCCCGGACUCUGUGACGGAACCAGGGUCAGGACGAGCGAUUGUGCUACGUUCCCUGGCAACAAUGGCCGAUUCAACUAUCUCGAACAUUGCUCGAACACGGGCAGUGAUCACCAAAUUAUGGCAGACACGCGACUCAGAUUUGAUCAAGGGAGCUGCUCUUCAGAAUCAGUGCAAUGAUUGGGAAUGGCAUGUGGUGCCAAUCAGCAAUGCCAUGAGCCUGGCGUGA